Molecule: messenger RNA, 6248 nt
Organism: Aspergillus aculeatinus CBS 121060
Lineage: Eukaryota; Fungi; Ascomycota; Eurotiomycetes; Eurotiales; Aspergillaceae
Exons: 9
Coding region: 268-6240 (1990 amino acids)
Biological process (GO): transmembrane transport
Cellular component (GO): fungal-type vacuole; membrane
Molecular function (GO): ATP binding; ATP hydrolysis activity; ABC-type peptide transporter activity
Source: RefSeq, a predicted model, not a curated record
CGGAGCUGCUCUACGUAAUGGUCGUAUUGCGCAAUACCACCCGUGACUGACUGUCACUGACCCUAUCCAUAGUUACAAUACAAGCUCCCGCCGAUAAGCUCGGUGACCCCAAAAUCUGGGCAUCCAGCCAUGCAUGUGCUUCUGCUGCUGCGACUUCACUUGUGACCUCACUCUUUCCUUUCUCCACACACACCAACCCCCUUGGAGAUGCUCCUUCUACUUGAUUUGACUUGACCACAGCAGAAGAGUCCUCGUUGAUGGAUCGCCAUGGAUGAUACUAUCGCAGAACCCAUCGUCAAUCGCGAUGAGCCUAUACCUGUCAUAUUCUCGGACAAGCAGAAACAUGAUACCAAGCAUCCGCGAGCUCGGGGGCACAAGCAAUCAGUUUCGGGGGUUGGGCGGUCUCUGCAGGACAGGCUAUUCUCCAAAAUUCUGGAGCAGGUAGUGCCUACAGAAGAUGCCGAUAAGGAAUCGUUGUCAGGCGGCGACAAGUCUCUCGCCGCAGACCCCAAGCGGCCAGCCUUCAGCCUACCUCUCAUGGCAAACAACUUUCGCAGGUUCAAUGCAAGAAUUGGAAUUGUCUUUACGUUUCAAAUCCAGGUUGAGCGUCUGUUCAGCUGGAAAAAAGCCUCCCACACGCUUUCGUUCCUCUUCAUCUAUUCGUUCAUCUGUCUGAACCCACACCUCUUCGUACUGAUUCCGAUAUCCAUUCUUCUAUUCUUCAUCAUGGUGCCUGCAUUCCUUGCGCGACACCCUCCCCCUCCUUCAACGUCGACCUCAAGUAUCAUGCCUUACUACUCUUACGAUGGCCCGGCACUUGCACCUGCGAAAACCAUCAAGCCAGCCUCAGAGACCUCGAAGGACUUCUUCGUGAAUAUGCGGGACUUGCAGAAUUGCAUGGCGGACUUCUCCGACGCCCACGACGCCAUGGUCUCCGCCUUUGCACCUGUGACCAAUUUCUCCGACGAGAAGCUUUCGUCAGCGGUUUUCUUACUGUGUCUGCUCGUUGCCGCUCUUUUGUUCUUGACUGCCCAUCUUGUUCCUUGGCGCUUGGUCUUCCUGGCUGGCGGUAAUCUAGCUAUAUUCUCCCUGCACCCUCGUUUUCACCAUUUUGUCCAGGCUAUCACAGCGGACCUCUCACAGCAACCUGCGGGAACGGAAUCCAUGGCCGAAAAGCAACUCAGGAGCGCGGCAAACGCUGCUGGGGUUCCACUACCCGCUUCCUCCUCUAGUGCCAUGUCCUUGAUGAGAUCAUUGGCUAAUAUCUCUCUGGAUUCUGACACUGAAGAACGCGAGGUCGAAAUCUUUGAGAUUCAGUAUCGCUCCCUGGCACCAUAUGCCGAAUCUCAGUGGGACCAUUUCCUGUUCAGUCCGAUGCCAUACGACCCACUCUCGCCACUUCGCAUCGCAGGCGACCGUCCCAAAGGGUGCCGGUUUUUCGAGGACGUCCAACCUCCAAGCGGUUGGGCAUGGAAGAGUAAAAAGUGGGAGCUGGAUCUAGACUGUCGCGAGUGGGUGGUCGAGCGCAUGAUCACGGGGGUUGGCUUCGAGGUACCGGGGGGCGCCUCUGAAGACCAAACAGCCGGUGGAGAGAUCGGGGGCUGGGUCUGGGAUCUGCCUCCUGCUUUUGUCGCGGAUGACAACACAGCCAGUGAUAGAAAAGCGUCUGCGAAGAAGGGCAAGGAACGUGCCUCGCACGAUUAUGAAGAAAGAGGUAAUACCGGAGGAAUGGGUGAGUGGAGAAGGCGGCGCUGGGUUCGCGUGGUACACAGAACUAGUAUGCCGGCUGGUCAGCAACAGACGACAAAUGAUGAGACUGUCUUGUGUUACCCAAACCCAGUCACUAGGUGGUCAAUUCUGAUGCUGAUAGACAUGAAUGAUGGAGAUGCUAGUUCCUGUUAUUGGCUGUGGGACUCUCCCCAUGCGCGGCCGUCGCUCUGUGCCUUGGAGUACCUCUCCCUUGCACCAGCGAUAGUUAUUUUGAUCAUUGCACUGAGCCACUUACUAUCACAUGGAGCUUUGCUAAGAUGCCCAAAAUGGAUUAAUACCUUCAUUCAGGAGCAGCCAGCAUCGAUAGAGCUGCCCAUAGAACGGCUUCCGCAGCGGGUUGGCUGGGUUGUAGCCCUGUUCGCCAUCUCGAUGAUUGGAUUCCUAGCUGAACUGAUCAGCGUUAUUCUCGGCGGGCCUUUGAUAAGCACCGUACUCCCUAUCUCCUGGGCUGUGGCUGCUGCCAUGGUUGCAGUGCUGCGCCCGAGAUCGUGCCCUACAUCCCUGCUUUCUUUUUUUCUGAGUGCACUGGUGGUCGAGUCCGCAUAUCUCAUCAAUGAUGAUGUGUAUAAUGUCUCUAGACUCUUCACACGCCAUGUGGCUGCUGCUGCUGCUUUGGCCGGCUGUACGGUCAUCCUUGCAAUGCCCUUUCGCCGCCAUAGUCUUCCGCAGGACGACAUCAGCGCUGUUGGUCAAGUGCCAUCCAGCGACUUGCGCAGCCCAGAGGACAACUUGCGACUUUGGCAGUUUCUGAGCGUGUCUUGGAUGGCUCCACUGAUUUCUGUAGGCAAGAACAAACAAUUGCAGGAGGAAGAUGUGUGGUUUCUGGGAUACGAGUUUCAGCAUCGCAGACUGCACGAGAAGUUCCGGCAAUUGAAAGGAUCCGUGCUGGGAAGGCUACUUCAAGCGAAUGGAAUUGACGUGCUAAUAAUAACGACAAUCUCCAUCGUGCAGAUGCUUUGUGAUUUCUCGACCCCUGUCUUGCUCCAGCAAUUGUUGCAGGCGAUGAAGGAUCGAGGCACGUCCAGCAGGCCGGCCUUGACCUAUGCAUUACUGAGCCUGGUGCUUCGCCUGGUGCUAGCGCAGGCCCAGGUUCUCAAUCUGUGGUACGGGAGACGUGCCUACGAACGGAGUAGAGGCGAGAUGAUUAUGAUGGUUUAUGAGAAGGCACUUUCGAGAAAGAACGUCUUCGAUCAGGAGAUAAGCGAGAAGGAAGAUGGAGUCGAGCCCUCCGAAGAAACGGAUGAUGAGACAGAAUCGGAUCGCCAAUCAAAGAGGUGGUGGUGGUCCUUCUCGCGCUCCAAGAAAGUAACGCGCAAGGAGAGGAUUAAGAAAACAGCGUCCAUGGGCAAAAUCUUCAAUCUAUUACGUGGAGACGUCUACGAAGUCGCGCAGAGAUUCUGGGAAAUUGACUCCCUGAUUGACAAACCGCUGGGGCUUAUCAUUGCGACCGUUCUCGUCUGGAAGCUCCUCGGCCCGUCAUGCUUCUUGGGAGUUAUAGCAAUUUUGGUUGCCCAAACGCUUAACGCGUUCAUCACUCGUACACUUCUUCGCUGGGAACGUAUAUCUUCUCAAUUUGUUGAGGCUCUGCGACAUUUGCGUUGGUACGGUUGGCAGAACCAUUGGCUCCGUCAGGUAAUGGACGCCAGACAUCUUUGGAAUGUGCUGAUUCGCUUCAUCAACACCCUUGCUAGUGGGCUGUUCCCUGUGGUCGCAUUAUACGCUUACACCUUCUUGGCUGGAAACCCGCUGCGCAUCGAUAUCAUCUUUCCUGCUCUUCAGCUGUUUACAAUGCUGGAAACCCGACUGAGGGAUAUCCCGAGUCUCAUCACUGUGCUCAUAAACGCCUCGAUUGCUAUGGAGAGAAUCGAGGACUUCAUGGCAGAGCCUGAUAAAGAGAACACGCCACUUGCUGCUGACUGCGCCUCUCUCAUCAAACUGGAAUCAUGUAGCUUUGCCUGGCCCGGGAAAUUAUUACCUGUGCUUUCCAAUGUCAACCUUGACGUGCCCCAAGGUCUGACCGUUGUCCACGGUAAGGUGGGAUCUGGCAAGACAGCUUUGCUCCAAGCCCUACUGGGCGAGCUGGAUAGACUGGAAGGAAUCUCUCAUCUCCCAAAUGAAAUGGUCGGGUUCUGUGCGCAGACCCCGUGGCUGCAGAGCAUGAGUAUCAGGGACAACAUUCUGUUCUCUUCGCCGUUUGAUGAGCAGCGUUACAAGCUGGUGCUAGAUGCCUGUGCACUUAUACCGGAUCUCUCCAACUUCAAGCAUGGUGACCUGUCUUUUGUGGGCGAGAAUGGAAUAGGUCUCUCUGGGGGUCAGAAGGCACGGGUGGCUCUGGCACGGGCAAUGUAUAGCUCGGCUAGGAUACUGCUACUUGACGACCCUCUUUCAGCCUUAGACCAUAAUACAGCAGAGACAGUUGUUCAUCAAUGUUUCUUGGGUCCGCUAAUGCGCAACCGGACUGUGGUUCUUGUCACUCACAGAACCCACCUAGUCGGUGAAAUUGCUGACCAAAUUGUUCGCAUCGAAAAUGGGAAGGCCACGGUAGAAAUUAACCAGAAUGUGUCGUCUCAUGGCAGCGAUGACCAGGAAAGCGCUCCGUCAGAAAGCACAGAAACUGCCAACGAGGGUGAAGUUGCUCUUGAAGAUGCCUCUGCUGCAAUUCCCACGAAAUUCAUAGAAGAAGAACAUAGAGCAGAAUGGGGAGUGCAGGCACGAGUAUAUUGGAAGUACAUCCAAGCUGGCAAAUACCGCUGGUGGCUCGCCCUCUUUGCGGUAUUGACAAUCUAUCGCCUGUCUUCCGUUGGCCAGUCAUGGUUUCUCAAGGAGUGGGGAGAGGCAUACAAGCAGGUACUCUUGUUCUUCGGACAAUCGAACCUCAACCGUGUGUCUUCCAGUGCGGAAAUAACUACCGCCUCGACGAUGGCAAACAACAUCCACUGGGCGCCGCGGGACCCAUUUGAUGGCUUCCCCGCGCCAGAAGAGAAUGUGAAACCCUGGUUGGUAGCAUUUUUGCUCAUUACCAGCUUUCAGUCCCUGAUGCUUCUGCUCGCACAGCUUCUGAUGCUGGUGAUCGUCUAUUGCGCCGGCCGAACGCUGUUCGAGGAGGUGAUGGUACGAGUGAGCAACGCCACGUUCCGAUUCUUCGAUGUCACGCCCGUGGGUCGCCUGAUGAAUCGACUUACUUCUGACAUUGGAGUGGUCGACGGGAACAUCAGCGAACAGUUCCAAAUGAUCGCAUUCCAAGCCAUCACCUGGGUGUCCUCGAUCGCCGUGAUCGCAACUGUGACUCCGACAUUCCUCGGGUUCUCGCUCCUACUCACCGCGGCCUUUGUUCUCAUCUUCCGACGUUUCCUCCCCACCUCGCAGAGCUUGCGACGUCUGGAGAUGGUAUCGCUGAGUCCACUAAUUUCCAAUUUCGGUGAACUGCUUCAUGGCCUCACCACCGUGCGCGCCUUCCACGCCGAGAGCCGCUUCCAGGACCGCGUCAUCGCCGUCGUCGACAAGUUCCAGGGCAUGGACCACUUCUACUGGUCACUGCAAAGCUGGCUCAUGUACCGGUUCGAGAGCCUUUCCGCGGUCUCGACCUUCUGCCUUACCGUCCUCGCUCUCUACACCAGCGUCGGCCCCGGCCUAGCAGCCUUCGUCCUGAUCGCGGCCAACAACUUCGUCACCUCCACCCAUGCCCUGUGCAAGCAGUACGGCCAGCUCCAAAUGGACUUUGUAUCGGUCGAGCGAGUGGACGAACUGCUGCACGUGGAGCAAGAACCCCCCGGCACAAUCGAUCCUCCGGCCUCGUGGCCCAAAUUCGGCCAAGACAUCGUCUUCGAGGACGUGACGAUCCGCUACGCGCCGCACCUCGACCCCUCGCUCCGCAACAUCUCCCUGCGCAUCCCCGGCGGCUCCACAACGGCCAUCAUUGGGCGCACCGGCAGCGGCAAGUCCACGCUGGCCGUCGCUAUGCUCAGCGUCGUGCGGCCCGAAUCCGGGCGCAUCCUCGUCGACGGCCUGGACAUCGCGCAGGUCACAACGCAAGCGCUGCGGUCCCGCGUCACGUUCGUCGCGCAGGACCCUGUCCUCUUCCCCGGGAGCAUUCGGCUCAACCUCGAUCCGACGGGGGAGUACUCCGACGCCGAAUGCGCCGAGGUGCUCAAGCGCGUCUGCAGCCGCCACGGCUGGAGUCUCGAGACGCCCGUGGAAGCCGGAGGCCGCAAUCUGAGCCAGGGCGAGCGGCAGCUGAUUGGGCUCACGCGAGCGGUGCUGCGGCGCAGUCCCAUCGUCAUCCUGGACGAAGCGACGGCGUCGAUCGACCAUGAAAGCUCGUUGGAGAUCCAGCAGAUCCUGCGCGAGGAGAUGAGGGAGUCGACGGUGGUGACCAUCGCGCAUCGGCUGGAGGCGAUCAAGGAUGCGGAGUAUUAUAUUGUUCUGGAUAAGGGAGGGGUGUCGGAGCAAGGGUAUGUUCGGGAUAUGUGAGGUGGAAU